This is a messenger RNA of Acomys russatus (golden spiny mouse), 1867 nucleotides long. RefSeq names its product protoheme IX farnesyltransferase, mitochondrial. NCBI's taxonomy places the organism in Eukaryota, Metazoa, Chordata, Mammalia, Rodentia, Muridae. Gene Ontology annotation, biological process: heme biosynthetic process. Gene Ontology annotation, cellular component: mitochondrial membrane; mitochondrion. Bases 81 to 1523 code for a protein of 480 amino acids. Gene Ontology annotation, molecular function: protoheme IX farnesyltransferase activity. The record is from RefSeq and is a predicted model, not a curated record. The transcript has 6 exons.
GUUCCCACUGAAGUGUUGUAAGCAUGUGAAAGUGGCAUUCCCUCUGCCCCUGAAGGAUGACCCUGACCUAGGCCUGGCUGAUGAGUGUCACUUUUUCCCUGGUUGGAACCAGAGGUGGUUUGGAGCCCAGCCUCAUACAGCUGUUUCCUUGGCUCUGCUUCGAGGUGGACGUAGGCACUAUGCGUGCGCAGCUGCCAUUUCAACAUGUCUUCCUCUCUUGUCUCUCUGUUGCAGGCUCAGUAGGAGGAUAUGUCUGGUAUCUAGAAAGGAGAGCUAUACAGGGAUCGCCACACAGGGUCACGCAACUGUUCAGGCACAUAAAGAACCAGUGGGUCACGGUCCAACACUUGAGCUUCCUCAAGCGCAUGUAUGUCACGCAGCUGCACAGGGGCCUUAGCCAGCGAGUCAAACCAAAGCCAGAGCCAGCGGCUUCUCCUUUCCCUGAACACACGGCUUCAGGGCAGUCUGCAGCGGAAGUGGACGAGCUGCCGUCUCUCUCGGUGCCCAGGCUGCCUUUGUCCCCGAAGCCAACUGAGGAGCUGAUGAAGCUGGAGGCGGCCUCUGUAGUGGACCGGUCCCUCGGCGUGGCCAGAGAGACGAAGGCAGAGAAGCGGUGGGAGGAGAUGAAGCUUCGCGCGGAUGAUCUGCCCGGCGUGCUGGCCCGGCUCUCCAAGAUCAAGCUCACAGCUCUCGUGGUGAGCACCACAUCAGCGGGCUUUGCGCUGGCUCCAGGCCCUUUCGACUGGCCCUGCUUCCUGCUUGCUUCCCUUGGGACGGGCCUCGCCUCCUGUGCGGCCAACUCCAUCAACCAGUUUUUUGAGGUGCCAUUUGACUCAAACAUGAAUAGAACAAAAAACAGGCCUCUGGUUCGUGGACAGAUCAGCCCGUUGUUAGCUGUGUCUUUUGCCACCUGUUGUGCUGUGCCAGGAGUGGCCCUUCUGACCUGGGGAGUGAAUCCCCUCACAGGUGCCCUGGGGGUCUUCAACAUCUUCCUAUAUACCUGUUGUUACACCCCACUGAAGAGGAUCAGCAUCACCAACACCUGGGUUGGAGCUGUGGUUGGAGCCAUUCCUCCUGUCAUGGGCUGGACAGCUGCGACCGGCAGCCUUGAUGCUGGAGCACUUCUUCUGGGAGGGAUCCUGUACUCCUGGCAGUUCCCCCACUUUAACGCCCUGAGCUGGGGCCUCCGUGAAGACUACUCCCGAGGGGGCUACAGCAUGAUGUCCGUCACCCACCCGGCCCUCUGCCGGCGUGUGGCCCUGCGCCACUGCCUGGCCCUCAUCGCUCUGUCCACUGCUGCCCCGGUGCUGGAUGUCACCACAUGGGCCUUCCCCAUCAUCUCCCUCCCCAUCAACCUGUACAUUUCCUACCUCGGCUUCCGCUUCUACGUGGACGCAGACCGCAAGAGCUCAAGGAAACUGUUCUUCUGCAGCCUGUGGCACCUGCCGCUGCUCCUCCUGCUCAUGCUCACCUGUAAGCAGCGGCCAGGUCAGGCGGGGGACAAGGGGGAGGCUCCACCCUGAGAGCCUGCUAGUAUGCGGGGAGCAGGAGAGCAGACACAUGCAGCCGCCCGCACAGCACUGCCCUGUGCCAGUGGGAAGCGGUUUGUGGUGAUUCUGGCAUGCAAAAGGAGAAAUGGAUCGUGUCAGCUGGAGGUAGAUCACCUGGUGCUGUGUCAUCACCUAAUAGUUCUUUUUAUAUUAAUACCCAAACGGCCUCCCAAAUAAGAAAGGGUCUGGCAUAGUGAGUUAAUACAACAACAACAACAGAUUAAUUUUCUCCUUGGUGGUCCUUUAUGCAUCUUUCCCUCCAUCUCUGUGUUCUCUCAGCCACACAACGUAUAUGCACAUCCCCUGCCUCCCCCACC